AACCAACCAACCAACCAACCAACAAACCAACAAGCAAAACAAAACUUCAGCAACGGCUGUUAGUUAGUUCACCAUGAGCGAAACGAACAAGGAUGUACCCACGGAAGUGGCGAUCGACAAGAAGCCCCAAGUAGCUUCCGAAGCAAAUUCCGUCGUUUCCGUUUCCUCCUCUGCUUCGUCGAGUAGCGUGGCCAAGGAGGAUGCACCUACCGCUGAUGUGACUGCUUCGACGAAGGAUGCAACCAUGACGGAUGCUGCUACUGCUUCUAAUGGCGAUACGUCCGACAAGGAUAUGACACAAAAAGUAGAUGACUCUAGCACUGCUGCCGAGGAAAAGAAGGACGACGACGAAGCGGAAAUCCUGCUCGGAAAGAAGUUCCUCGCCUUGUUUCAAUACGUCGUUCAGGCAGAGGAAUUCCAAAAGAGCCCCAAGAGUUUCUUUUGCAAGGACUUUGACCAGAGCUCGAGUGAUUGGACAGCAAACCAUUUCUUGAUGAACGACGAUAAGGGAGAUGAUUGUGACGUUAUUCUCACUUCCUACGAGUGGGACCCUGUGACCGAGAAGCUUGGAUGGCGUGACAAGGUUGCCAAGUCUGCUGCGGCCUCCGGUGAUCUUGAUGAUGAUGCUGCCGGUUGGAUCAAGAUGCCUUGUCCCCAGACAUCGUCGGGUGAAAAGCCGAAAGUCACGGAAGAUUCCGAUGACGACUUGCGAGGGUACCUUGUACACAUCAGGGAUCGUAACUCGGCACGCUUCCCAGGCUGCAACGAAGACUUGAACAACAUGGUCCCCCUGUUGAGAUCCGACGAUAUCCCUCCACCAGCAGAAGGCUAUGAGGAGAUUCGUGCGUUUAUCAAAUAUGCUGUGGAACAUACCAACUCGUCGAGCUCGGCGUGUAUGAUGCCGAUCUACGAGAAGCUCCAUCGGUGGGAGAACAAGUCCACAUCUUUGGAGAUGGUAGUGGGAAUUGGGCAUGUACGAAUGGUAUAUACCAGCAAGAAGGAACAUCAGCCACAAAUCGUGAAUGGAUAUCUUUUCGAAGUCCCAAUGCAGACAAGUCUACAGCGAGGUGACAACGGGUCUAUGGAAAUUUGGGUUCGUCCGACAAAAGAUGCCAGCAUAUCACUCAACGCGGAAGUGAUGUCCGCUAUCAUUUGUGGAGGAGGCGGAAACUCGCAUUACAUGGAGAUGCUUGAUCGCUUGGUCGCGAAGACUAACGUAGCAUCGAUUCGCCUGGACAAUGCUGACAGCUACAAGGAGUUUCUUCAGUCAGCACAGGCUUUGAGUUGCCGUGGAGAAGUGCGGUCUGUCAACCACCCUGACGUGCAUGUUCCCCGCGAUCUUCAAGCUAUGGUAAUUACGGACGCAUGGUGUCUGCUCACCAGGAAGAAACGAAGCACUGUCUUUUCCAAGGAUGCUCGCAACUUGAUGGAGGCAUUCGAGCAGAAACAGCUCGCAAUUUCGGAACCAAUGCGUGCCUUAUUGAGCGGCCCCGUGUCUUUGGCAAAGUACUUUACUGAAGAUACCCUGAGUGAAGAGGACAGAAAGAUUCGAGAGGACCGGCUUGUCUAUACGUUGCCAGUUUCAGAAUCACAACGGAUGGCUGUCGUGAGGCUCCUUGUUAAUGGGGAGCCUGUCUUCAUUUUGGAAGGACCCCCUGGAACUGGGAAGACUCACUCAAUUGUCAACGUCGCAGCUACAGCUUUGUCGGAGGGCAAGACGGUAAUCGUGGUGUCUUCGAACUCACGAGCUCUCAGGGCUUUUCUGGAAAAGCUUCCUCCAAAGUUGCGUGCCCUCGCCUUGGACAUGUCUUGCUGCAAAGAAGAGGGAAUGCUGGAAUUCCAGCAAGCUUUGGAGACGCUCUAUAAGAAUUUUCAGAACCCCAAGACUGUUCAGAACAAAGCAAAGCUAGAGAAGCAUAUCGCCAAGAAGAAACAUGAUCUCGGGGCAAUGCUGCAGCAAGUGCAGGCAGAUAGCCAGGCAAAGCGGCUGCUCGUUGAGGACGUCAAUUUGAAUAGCGCCUUGGAGCACGUCUUGGAUUUCUCCACAAAGGCCCCAUGGCUCCUGAAAUUUGCCUUCGCUGGAGACUCAGUGGCCACGGACGUCCUCGAUAGCCUUCGCGACACAGAGGCUGUUUCAUUUCGAGGCAUCGAGGGUGUCUCAGACGACGAUGAGUUCUACACACUGGUUGAAAAGAAGUCCGCAGAGGUACUCAGCACUGUCAAUGCUUCUUCUACGUUCAAGCUUAAGUCUAUGUUGACUGAGAGCGAGAAGAAGCUAUCAUUGAUCAAAGUUGGCGGACGGACCCCGUCAUCCCCAGCCGACUGGCAAUGCGCCUUUGCCGCUCUCAAGUUUCGAAAGGCAUGCGCUGAGUACAGCAAAGAGGACAGCUUCGUCGAGGAGGAUAUCUUCUGCAAUGAGGGGACUACGUUCUUCCAGGCCGAGUUCAGUGCUCUUCUCAAACACGUGCGGGAGUUGAAAGAUGCGGUUGAUUCUUUAGCCAGCAACGAGCUUAAGCAGAUCCUCCUGGCAGCCGCCAAAGAAUCUCCUGGUGGAAGGAUGCUGCAAGAUCAAUGCCGAGAACUGACCAAGGAGAUCCAUGCGCUAGAGAGCGAGUUGCUCUAUGCGAAGGUUGUCGCUUCAUUGAAGGCAAAGUUGGACGAUAACGCUAUGAGCAUGCUGAAACAAUUGUGCCUAAGAGCCCGGAAGCUGACGGCCGGCGCCUCAACCAGCACGUCCGAAAGGUCAAGCCGGCAUUUCGAAGCCUUCACUGCGAUGUUCAAGGAAGCUGCCAAUUUUAUGCCGUUCCUUGUAAUGACCACCGAUCAAGUCAGUUCUUGUUUACCACCAAAUCAUUCUUGUGACAUUGGCAUUAUGGAUGAAGCAUCGCAGUCCAACUGUACUGCACUCACCUUCAUGGCUCGGUGUAAACAGGUGCUUGUUGUCGGCGACGACAAACAAGUCAGCCCAAGCCAAGUGGGUCUAGGCGAGGAGCGAAUCCGUGCUCUGACAGCAUGCCUCCCUGACAUUCCCACAAAGAAUCAGCUCCUGCCCGAGUACAGUUUCUUUGAUCUAUUCCAGGCUGCAUUUCCAAAGAGUUCGGCUGUCCUGUACGAGCACUACCGAUGUCUUCCGGAAAUUAUUGCCAUCAGCAACGAUCUGUGGUACUUUUCAGACCUGAUACCACUCCGCCUCGCCAGCAGAUCUGGCGCAGUCCGCAACCUUCGAGUAAAGGGCACCCGAUGCCCCAAGAAGAAAACCAAUUGGGCGGAAGCCGAAAUGAUUUCGGAUCUGAUCAUUGAUAGAAUUCGGAGCACUGCAAACAAGGACGAGUAUCAGUCUAUCGGGGCCAUAUCAAUGGGAGGAGUGGAGCAGUGCAAACUCAUCAAGGAACUGAUAGCUGAAAAGGUGGAUCCUGUCAUUGAUGACUUUGGUUCGGACGUUGUGGAUCGCCACAAUAUAUUGGUUGGCACUCCACAGGAAUUCCAGGGUGCCGAGCGAGACGUCAUUUACUUGAGCGGUGUCCACAGCAGCCCAACCAAGGCUGGACAGAAGCUCGUUGCUGAAAAGGGCGACAGCUGGAAGUCGUGGAACGUUGCGUUGACUCGUGCUAGAGAUGAACUGAUCUUCUGCAACAGCUAUGGCAUUAAGGAUGUGAAGACCUCUGAUAACCGUCAAAAGAUCCUCCGCAAAAUCUCACAGCCUGGAAAAGCAAAGGAGGAAUCCAAGCUGCUGAUGUUGGACUCUGCUCCGUUGGCAGAAAAGGUAUCUGCUGCACUAGCGUCUGCUUUGAAACAAGAAGGCUACCUUGUUGAAAAGAAAGGCGGGAAAAUUUGGAGUGAUUCGCUUUGUAUUGGUUCUCCGAUUGAUGGUGUAUCCAAUUGCGCACUCCUAUGCAUCGAGAACGGUGGCGAAUCUAAGGAUGAAUGGCAGACAGCCGUGGAUCAACAGCACUCAUUGGAGGGGGCCGGACGAGCCUGCCUUCGUGUGGACUGCCUUGGCUUUGUGCUGAACCACGCUGCAGCUUUGCAGGAUAUUCUUACCUUCUUGAACAAGAGUGGCUUGCCAAAGCCAGGUAAACACAGCUUUGAAGAUAUCGCAGCUACCGGCACGGCGAAAAAGCGAAAGGUCGAGUCAGGUGCUUAGUGAUCGAGGUGCUUCUUUGCUCUGUUUGACACCAAGACAACUAUCGUAUAAGCAGCAACGAAAAUGCAGACUUGCAGCACUAGACUUGCAGCACUUUCUUGUAACUUGCAACUAAAUGGCACUGUUCCUUCAUGGAGAUCCAUGAUGUCGGGAGCGAAGAUAGGAUGCUAUAGAUGUCAAUUUGCACAAUUCAAUCUAACUGAAAUCCUAUAUGCAUUCUCC
Messenger RNA from Seminavis robusta, 4366 nucleotides. NCBI's taxonomy places the organism in Eukaryota, Bacillariophyta, Bacillariophyceae, Naviculales, Naviculaceae. The record is from the annotation of a GenBank genome assembly.